This is a messenger RNA of Cheilinus undulatus (humphead wrasse), 5114 nucleotides long. RefSeq names its product haloacid dehalogenase-like hydrolase domain-containing 5. Gene Ontology annotation, cellular component: mitochondrion. The coding region runs from base 92 to 1420 and encodes 442 amino acids. Lineage: Eukaryota; Metazoa; Chordata; Actinopteri; Labriformes; Labridae. The record is from RefSeq and is a predicted model, not a curated record. Gene Ontology annotation, biological process: glycerophospholipid biosynthetic process. The transcript has 8 exons.
CAGCCGGAGCGAGCCGGCUUUACACACUUCAUGCGGGGGCGAUUUUCUUUUCUAUUAUUUUCUCUUUUUGACCCGGCCAUAAACAAAGGAGAUGAGGGGACUCCUGCCGUUUUGCCGGGGCCUGUACGGCCUGAGUAACCGUCAAGCCAGACGAAAAGCUGGGAUUGUCGGUUCUCGGUGCGGGUUUUGCGGAACUCAGUCGAAUAGCAAGCAGCCACAGCCAAACUUCGGGCUCUUGUUUGACAUAGAUGGGGUCCUUGUGCGGGGAAAGAUGCCAAUCCCUGCUGCUAAAAAGGCAUUUGAGAAGUUGGUCAACUCUCAGGGACAGCUUGUGGUGCCAGUUGUUUUUGUCACAAAUGCAGGGAACUGCCUCCGACAAACAAAAGCAGACCAGCUCUCUCACAUCCUGGGAGUACCUAUCACACUAGAUCAAGUCAUCAUGUCCCACAGUCCUCUGAGGAUGUUUAAGAAGUUCCAUGACAAAUGUGUGUUGGUGUCGGGACAAGGGCCAGUCCUGGAAAUUGCUAAAAAUGUUGGCUUUGAGAAAGUUGUCAGUAUUGAUAUGCUGAGGGAGUCAUUCCCAUUGCUGGACAUGGUUGAUCACAACAGAAGACCCAAACUACCGUCUAAUCCUGUGGGAAACCUGCCCAAAGUUGACGCUGUGGUUCUGUUUGGUGAGCCGAUCCGAUGGGAGACCAACCUGCAGCUGAUUAUUGAUAUUUUAUUGACCAAUGGGAACCUCAACAGUGCUCAUACAACCCAGAAGACCUCUCACCUCCCCCUGCUGGCCUGUAACAUGGACCUCAUGUGGAUGGCUGAGGCACAUUCUCCACGGUUUGGCCACGGAACAUUUCUUGUUUGCCUAGAGAACAUCUACAAGAAGAUAACAGGUCAAGACCUCAAGUAUGAUGCCCUCAUUGGAAAACCCAGUGAGCUGACAUAUCAUUUCGCUGAGUACCUCAUCAGAAAUCAGGCCAUGCAGAGGCAAUGGAAACUGCCAAUCACUUCCCUGUAUGCAAUCGGGGAUAACCUUAUGACUGAUAUCUAUGGCGCCAACCUGUACAACCGUUAUCUGGAGGAGAGAGCUGCUAGAAAGAACCCCAAAGCCAUUGCUAAGAUGGCUGCUGCUACAGGCUCCAACACUGCAGUGCCCCAGGAUGAAGAUAUGGACAUCCCAUGGGAGAGUGAGCUGGCGAUGCCUUCAGCCACAUCUUGUAAGUCUGUUCUCGUAUGCACAGGGGUCUACAACCCUAAAGCUGAGGUGCCAUCUGAUGCGAGUCACUGCAUCAAAGAGACUGUGUUCCAUGGGCACCGGGACUUUAGGUUUGACCCUGCGCUGGUGGAACCUGGCCACAUUGUGAAAGAUGUGGCUGAAGCUGUAGACCUCAUCUUUGAGCGGGAGAAGUUUGUGCCUAAGUAGGAGUUUUGAUUUAAAAGGUUUUCAGAGUUUGUCCUCUGAGUACACUCUCAGAGCAGAAAGAUCACAUGCUGUCAUGUCUGGCUGCUGUAUGUCAGUUUACAUUAAAGAAAUAUUACAAAUUGUUUUGAUUUUAUAGUAGAUCAUCAAUAACUGAAAAGUCAAGUAAUUUUUACUUAAUUUGUGCAGCAGAUUUAAAAAUAACCAAGGUUAACUAGGGUGCUCACAAAGUAAAACAUUAAAACAAAAGACAGUAGUUAGUAAAAUAAAGGAACUCAUUAGCAACUGUAAGAUAAUGGCUAAAGUUAGCAUUCAGGUCCCUUCUGGCUAGUAUUUCUAGAGGGGUCUGGCUGCAGACGAUACAUUUCUAACACCAUUAUCACAGGCCAUUCAUCUAAGACCCCUUUUGACUCAGAAAGGAAGUGUCGUAAUUUGCUGGUACAAUGUAUCUUCAGUGUAUGAUUUUUUUAAAUGAACUUCAUUCAUUAAUAAAGUCUGGCAGCUUCAUUCAUGAAAUAAUCACUUUUCAAACAUUACAGAAGCAGCAACAUUUCAUGAAUAAAAUAGUGAAAAAGGUCAGAGAUCUUAACUGCUUUGUUAGCUUUAGCUAAAGCUAGCAUAGCUAUGCUAGCUGCGUAAUUAACAUUGCUAUGUUAGCCAACAUAGUUAAGUUAGCUUUAGCAAACAUAGCUUUUGCUAACAAGGCUACUUAGAUAGCAUAGCUUAUGUAUCUUACAUAGUUGCUUUGUGAGUUUAGCGUUAGCUAUGUAGCCAUGUUUGCUACGUUAGCUACGUAGCUCCAUUGACUAUAACUAAGGUAGCUUUUGCAACAUGAGUUUUAGCAAAAGUAUUUAAAGCUAACUUAGCUAUGUAGAUAACAUGGACACUUAGCUUUUACUUAGUUUAGCUCAGUAAUUUGAGCAUUUUUACUUCCUUGCCAAUUUGAGCUGAGCAUUUGGCCACUACUUAGAUAACAUUAACUAAAGUUUGCAAUCUGACAUUUUCUUGCUUAUUUAUUUAGUGGCCACUUUCUUGUUAGCUUUGGCCUCAUGACAGCUGAAUGCUUUGAUUUUAGCUAAUCUGUUGACCAGUAUUUUGUUUUACCUGAAGUAUGGCAGUAUUUGAGCUUCUCUCUCUCAGAGGAAUGUCAGAGAAAAUGGCUGCCGUGUGUCUCAAAGGAGGUCCUAGAAAGAGGAUGGAGCAUGAUGCCACUUAUUGGAUAAGCUUAGAUGAGCCAUACACUGUGGACAUUGUUUAAACACCUGAUAGGGCAUUUAAAAACAUUAUGGGUCAUCAUUUAUACUGUUAUCUUUGUGACAAACUCAAUAGAAGUUUAAUCAUGUUAUUGUUACUGUCAACAGAUUUUUAUAUUGUUUUUCUUGUAGUCUUUAAUUUCCUGUUUACCGUUAAGAAAAAGUGUAAUAACUGCCUUAUUUGAACCUGCUAAAUAUUUUUUUAGACAAUAGUAACAUUUUAGACUAUGAAUCCUGAAAUCAUCCUAUAUUUAUUAUUACAAGAAUUUACCAGUGUUUUUAAGCACAUAUACUGUAUAGAUAUCAUCAGACCUUUAUUCUGAAGGUGAUGUUUUAUUCUUAUGCAUAAAAAAAUUUGUUUGUUUACCCAUUUAUCCCAGAAAAAAAAACUAUGCAUGAAUAUAAGAGUUGAUAAUGUACUGUAAAGAAAAAAAAACAACAGUUUAGUGUGCAAUAUUGUCCUGUAUUAGUACUGUCUGUCUGCAUUUUGUCUAGCUGUGAGAGCCUUGAUCAGUAUUUGCACAGAUCAGGCUUUCACCUACUGUGUUAAAUGUUACCAUCUCAUUCUGCCAUUAUCUGUUUUCUACAAUAUCAUUAAUUUUGUUUGAAAUUUUUAUUUUAGAAGCAAAAAGGCCAGUUGAUCAUUUUUUAAACCUGUGUAAGAACCAGCUGAAAAUAUUUUACAAUCCCUGUUGUCAUUUUGACCAUUAUUGGUGGUUCACAAUUUGUAAAUACAUUAAGAAAAUACAAGGAAUAGUUGCACAAACCUUGCAAACUGCCUGUGUUAUUUUUUUUUGUAGUAAAAAUAAUUCUAAUGCAACCUGAACUUAACUAUGUAUAAUUAUGUCUAAAAUUAAGAAACAUGCAACCAACAGCUAAGUGUAGAGUUGUUUUUAGUUUUAUGCCUUAACCCUUCAUGGGAUAAGGAACCAUAUACGGUCACUUUGGCUGACAUCCUUCAUGGCCUCCCCCCAACUCUCUAUGGUACAGUAGCAGAAUGAUAUUUCUCAGGCAAUCACUGGAGAUAAGUUAAUGUCACGGAAAGUGACUUCAUACGACCAAUCAGCAAUGGACCAGAGUGUCUUAAACUUCCCAUUUCCUUCAGAACUAAAACAUAUCCAUGAUAAGCUGAUAAAACUCACAUAUUAUUAAGACGAAUAGUAGUGCUAAAUUUCAUGACAGGUUUUGUUUGGUUUAGCAAUUACUGAAAUUGUUGCGUGAAAAAUAGAGGAACCUUAUUUGGGUAUAUGCCCAUUUAGGGGCAUAAAAUGUCUAUAGUACGGGUUGAUGGAUAUUGGUUUUUCAGGGUCGGUACCAAUACCGAUUAGCAGGAGCUCAAGAGACCAAUAACCAAUGUUUGGAACCAGUGUGCCUAGCACAGUACAGAGUAACACAGUAGGAACAGGAAGUGAUUUCAUAUGCUUACUGUGUCAGUGGUAUCCAGGCUUAAAUGUUGAUUGGCUAGUACUCAAGUGAAAUUUCGCCAAUCAGUUUGCGUUCAUACAGGACUUUAGUCUAUGAGUGAGCCCAGGGUGAGAGAGAAAAUAAAGCCAGAGGGGAAGACACACUUUGUAGUGGAACCAAAGUAACGCAAUUUUUGAUUAAUUAACCUUUUCUAUUAUCUGUAUAAUAAAAUGUAGAUACCGAUAACCAGCCAAAUGCCAAAUAAUGGCCUCAAUAAUCUGUCAGGCCUGUAUCAGUCAACUAGUCUGUAUUAACACAUAUGGUCAAUUCUUCUAGCAAGCCAUACUUAGGGUAUUUUCUUAACAAAUAACUCAUUAUAAUGGAGGAUAACAGCACUCUGCUGUAAAGUUGGCUGUGGUAGAUUUUCCAGUGGUAAAUUUGACUAAUUUAUAGAAAUUCUCAAGGCAUAAAUAGCAAAAUAGAUGUGGUUUUUCAUUCAGUUUUACAACAGUUGUAUCAUACUUUUUUGGGCUUUAUAUCAGUUUUACUUUUUCUGUAAGCCUCAUUCUGCAUAAAUAAAUUCAGAUAUUUAAUAUUUGCCAUGUUUAUUACACUUUCUGGUGGAAUUUUAAAGAAAAACAAACGGCAUAAAUAAUGAAAUAUAUGUGGUUUUAGUCAGUUUUAAAUCAUUUUAACUGUUUUAUGAAACUUAAAUGGCCUAAAUCAUUUUUUUAUUUUAUUGUGAGCCUCAUCACUCCUAAAAUUUACUUAAUUAUUAAACGUUUGUGAUUAUUAUAGGUGUCCUGUCGGAAUUAUAAGAUAAAACUGGUGGUACCAACAUUAAUUACUUACUUACAUUACUACAGUAUUCUGAAGCUAGUCAUGUCCUCUAACUUUAUGAUGUGCAAGUGAAUACUCCUUAAACUCUUUCUGUGUAUUUUCCCUUAUAAACAUCCAAUAUGCAUACACUUCAUGGGAUUUUUUUUUUUUUUACCAUAAAUGGGCAAGGAACCAGAUGUGGUCACCUCAUUGACCUUGAU